Messenger RNA from Calidris pugnax (ruff), 3209 nucleotides. RefSeq names its product serine/threonine/tyrosine kinase 1 (gene STYK1). Gene Ontology annotation, biological process: cell surface receptor protein tyrosine kinase signaling pathway; multicellular organism development; protein phosphorylation. Gene Ontology annotation, cellular component: signaling receptor complex. The transcript is spliced from 11 exons. The coding region runs from base 782 to 2065 and encodes 427 amino acids. The record is from RefSeq and is a predicted model, not a curated record. Gene Ontology annotation, molecular function: ATP binding; transmembrane receptor protein tyrosine kinase activity. NCBI's taxonomy places the organism in Eukaryota, Metazoa, Chordata, Aves, Charadriiformes, Scolopacidae.
GGCGGCUCCCGGCCCCGACUGUGGCGGGGCUCCCCCUCCUGCCACCUCCCUCCUUCCAGCGCACCCGCAGCCGGUCCCGGGCCGCUGGCCCCUCAGCCGGCCUGGCCACCCCCGGGCCUGCAGGGCAGCGCCUGGUCCCCCGCCUGCCGCCGUGCCGUAGUCGCCCUUCCCCGGCGGCUGGACAACAGGAGAUUGUGUUCCUGGGAGAAAGUAUUUUCAGCGUCUGGAGUCUUUUGUACAGAUUUUCUCUUCCAAGAACCCAUUUUUUUUUUCGAAACGCGAACCUGUAAUCUGAAGCGUAUGGUUUCGGUUCGUUACAGUAGCCUGUCCCUCUUGAUCUGUGUUUUUUGGCCUGCCUUUCAAACUCUGCUCCAGGUCCCUGCCCGAGGACUCUUUGCUUUGCCUGUCUUUGUCAUCAGCAAGCGAGCAGCUGGUGCGUGGAAGCCAGGCAGACUCGUUCUACAAGUGUGUGUGUGCCUGCCUGUCAGCUCGCGUGUGUCCAACGCACACCCCAGCGAGCUCCCCGGCCGAGACAGCUGAGAAGACCUUGAGGAGGAAAGAGUCGAAGCUGGGCAGGUCUGGGGUAGGAAAAUCAGCCAGGAGGAACUUAAGUCAUAAAGAAUUGCAACCAGCGCAAAGUAACCAUCAGCCUUAUCAGGAGUGGCCUCAAACAAACUGGGAACCGGCAGCAGGUGAGCGUCAGGAAAAGACUACCGCAGGGCAAGAGAAGUGGUGUAACUCAGAAGAUAGAGGUUGGAGAUCCACUUGCUUGUAAUUGAACAUGGCAGGGGAUAUAAAACGAUUCACACGCAUGCUACUGGAAUGCAACAGCAACGACAAGCUGUGUGUUGUGCGUGAACAUCAGAUUGAAGUGAUUGUUGUCCCAGUUUUCCUUGUGGGUUUUUUUGUCAUCGUGCUAACUGUGAUCCUUUGGCUCCACUGUCGAGGCUUGCGAGCAAAGGAGAAACGAUUGUCAUCAUCGUCUGCUGGACAACAAGGGAAUGAGAAGAAUCAGCAGGAAUUCAGCUCAACAGAGAAACACUGUAUCCAACUGAGUGAGACAUCUGUGGAGAGCCUGCUAAAUUCUGCAUCCUUAACUCUGAAAGAACUGGAGAUACCACGGGAGAAACUCUCCCUGGGCACCUUGCAGCUGAUAAAACACGGACGCUAUGGGAGCAUCUACAGAGCACAGUUGGAAACUGGAAACCCUGAGAAGACUAAGACUGUAGUACUGAAAGCUUUACAAGACCUGAGUAGUUCUCAGAAAGUAAAGGAUUUCCUGGGAAGGAUUAAAUUCCAUCAAAAUCUUGGCCAUCAUGAGAACCUGGUUGAAUUGAUUGGAUGCUGUAUAGGUCAGCUCCCACUUUAUAUGAUCAUGGAAGAUGUGUCUCUUGGUGACCUGUUGACAUUUCUAUGGACGUGUCGGAAGGAUGUAAUGACAAUGGAUGGUAUCCCUUAUGAUCUCACCGAGAGGCAAGUAUAUAAAGUUGGACAGCAGGUUGCUGCAGCUCUGGCCUAUCUUGAACAGAAGAAGUUGUUCCAUGGAGACAUUGCUGCCAGGAAUGUCCUCCUUCAUCACAAUUUCACUGCUAAGCUCUGUGGUUUGGGUCUGGCCUAUGAAGCUCACACGUACGGUGUCAGCUCAGUCACACAGAUUGUGCCAGUCAAGUGGCAGGCACCAGAGAGGCUCCUGCAGAAACCUCCUGGCAUCAAGGCAGACAUAUGGUCUUUUGGAAUUCUACUGUAUGAAAUGAUUACACUAGGUGCUCCACCAUAUCCUGAGGUGCCACCUUCUGACAUCUUACUAUACCUGCAGAGACAGAACAUUAUGAAGCAGCCCUCAAGCUGCCAGCAAACCAUGUACAACAUCAUGAAGUCCUGCUGGCAGUGGAAUGCAAAUAACCGGCCUUCUCCAGCAGACCUGAUCCAGGCCCUAAAAACAGCUGUGAAGACAAGCAACGACCAUGCAGUACUGCAGGUUCCUGAGCUAGUGGUGCCUGAACUCUAUGCUAACGUUGCUGGUGUUGAUGUGCACAGUCUAGUGAGUGAGUACACUGUACUCUGAAGGACCCUUUCACGUGUUGGUAAGGGAGAAGUCUCUGAGUUUGCCUUUUCUAGACGCUUUGGAAGCUUGGAAUGAGGUACAUAUGUUGGGAGGGAUCCCUUUGUUUUUAAACACAUUAUAUAUAUCAGAUCUCUCCUCCGUGCCAGAAGCAACAAACUAUUAAAUCAACCUGUUGAUGUCAUUCUGCCAGUGGUCGUUUGGGAGCAAAGUGGCUUUAGGAAGCUGUAGAAAACGUAAUGAGAAGCUUGAGUUAAGGGAGUAUAUUGGGUUUGUGUGGCAAGGUUUUGGUAGUGAGGGGGCUACAGGGGUGUCUCCUCUAAGAAGAUGCCAGAAGCUUUGCCCACGUUUGAUAGAGCCAGUUCCAGCUGGCUCCAGGACAGACCUGCCACUGCCCAAAGUUGAACCCAUCAGCGACCUCUGUGAUAACAUAUGUAAGAAAUGGUAUAAAAUACUGCACAACAGCAGCUGGAAGAGAGGAGUGACAAGAUGUGAGAGAAACAGCCCUGCAGACACCAAGGUCAGUAGGAGGGGGAGGAGGUACUCCGUGUGCUGGAGCAGAGAUUCCCCUGCAGCCCAUGUGGUGAAGACCACGGUGAAGCAGGCUGUCCCCCUGCAGCCCAUGGAACAGAUAUCCACCUGCAGCCCUUGGAGGACCCAAUGCUGGAGCCUGUCACCCUGUGUGAAGCCCCAAGCCGGAGCAGGCUCCUGGAAGGACCUGUGGUCCCAUGGAGAAGAGCCCCCAUUCGAGCAGGUUUGCUGGCAGGACUUAUGAUCCCAUGGGGGAUCCACGGUGGAGCAGUCUGUUCCUGAAGGCCUGGUCUUUCCAUGGAAAAGACUCACACUGGAGCAGUUAGUGAAGAACUGCAGUCUGUGGGAAGAACUCAUCCCCUUUGGAAAAGUUCUUUGGAAGACUGUCUCCCUGAGAGCAACCCCAUGCUGAAACAAGGGAAGAGUGUGAGGAGGAAGGAGUGGAAGAGAAAACGUGUGAUAAACUGACUGCAACUCCCUUUUCCCAUCCUCCUGUGCUGCUGGAGGGGAGGAGGUAGAGAAAAUCGGGAGUUAAGCUGAGCUGGGGAAGAACAGCUGGGAGGGGAAGGUGUUUUAAGAUUUGUUAUUAUUUCUCAUUAUCCUACUCGGAUUUUGA